This is a messenger RNA of Leptopilina boulardi, 903 nucleotides long. RefSeq names its product ATP synthase lipid-binding protein, mitochondrial (gene ATPsynC). Gene Ontology annotation, molecular function: proton transmembrane transporter activity. The coding region runs from base 197 to 622 and encodes 141 amino acids. Gene Ontology annotation, biological process: proton motive force-driven ATP synthesis; proton transmembrane transport. The record is from RefSeq and is a predicted model, not a curated record. The transcript has 5 exons. NCBI's taxonomy places the organism in Eukaryota, Metazoa, Arthropoda, Insecta, Hymenoptera, Figitidae.
GAGGAAGUUGCGCUGUUCCAUUUUCGCGACGAUCCUCGUGAUAGGCUAUCCUCGUUCACUCGCCGAUUCCACAUUCCACUGGCCGGGUCGUCUACUUUUAACCAGCCUUCGUGUAAUCUCCCUUCGUCUCGACACAACUCUCUUCGUUAUUUUUUCUGGUAAAUUGAGGUGAAGAGACCUUUAAAACAACUACAUCAUGUAUUGCACACGACUCAUUGCACCGGUUGCCAGAUCCACCUUAGUGGCUGGAACUAAGAAUUACCUUCGACCGAUGAGCAGCGCAGUCGCGCAACUAAAUCAAAGCCAAUCGGUUCAAGAGAAUCAAAGGCUGAUUCCCAGCAGUGUCUCCUUGUCGCCAAUCGUGCGCAAUUUCCAAACUUCGGCAAUUAGCCGCGAUAUUGACACAGCAGCGAAAUUCAUUGGUGCUGGUGCCGCAACUGUUGGUGUUGCAGGAUCAGGUGCUGGAAUUGGAUCUGUAUUCGGUUCAUUGAUCAUCGGAUACGCGAGGAAUCCAUCCUUGAAACAACAAUUGUUCUCAUACGCCAUUUUGGGCUUUGCCCUUUCUGAGGCCAUGGGUCUUUUCUGUCUUAUGAUGGCCUUUUUACUCCUCUUCGCCUUCUAAACUAUCAGAAAGAAAAAUAAAGAAAAGAUCAGAAAAAUAACAUCCAUAACCAAAAAAAAAAAAUACCGAUAGUUCUAGUGCGUCACUGCCAAGGCACAGCGUGGACGUCUCUCGCGUUCUCAACCCCCAAAUGGGGACAAAAUGGGACGACAGCUGUUCCUGGUACGCGGGAGUUCAUGAGAUCAUUAGGAAGACCAAUGACACUGAUCCGUGGGGGAGCGACGGUGUGACAAUGGACAAACUUCAAAUUGCACAUUAAAUGACAAAAGAAAAAAAAUAAA